Patiria miniata (bat star) is the source of this 3761-nucleotide messenger RNA. It is a transcript of the gene itfg1, whose product is annotated as T-cell immunomodulatory protein-like. The record is from RefSeq and is a predicted model, not a curated record. Bases 20 to 1924 code for a protein of 634 amino acids. The transcript is spliced from 16 exons. NCBI's taxonomy places the organism in Eukaryota, Metazoa, Echinodermata, Asteroidea, Valvatida, Asterinidae. Gene Ontology annotation, cellular component: plasma membrane.
GACUACAAGUAAUUGUCUCAUGAUCAAUGUUGAGAAUGACGUGAAACUGAAAAUGUCUCCGUUUCAGUGCUGUGUUUUUCUCUUUUUUACCCUAUUCUCAAUCGCCUUCAGCGACGAUCUAUUUGCCGAGAAUACUGCAGAUUUCUCUGACACUACAAAUCAGGUUUUUGGGGGUGUUCCCGGUGACGGGAUCGUGGCAGCGUACGGUGACUUCGAUUCGGAUAAACGAACUGAUGUUUUUGUUAUUCGAGAAAAUGGCCACGUCAUGGACAUAUACUUCCAACAGAUGAAGGAAAUUGUUACCUUAUCAAAAACAGUGCACAGUAUUUCCAUAACACGAAAUAAUGACACCAUAACGAGUGUUGUCCCAGGCGACUUUGACGGCAAUUCCCAGAUGGAUGUUCUAAUCACCACCAAACCUAACGGUAGAGUCUUUGACCCGUUAGCCCCUACGUCGGCUUUUGUCUACUGGGGACAGAAUGCAAAAUACAAAUUAGGACCUGUUACAACAGUAACCAAAGUGUUAAAGGAUCAGCCACUAAUGAUGGAUUACAAUGCUGACAUGGUUCCAGAUUUGUUUGGUGUAGAUAUGGAUGGAGUGAGACAGUUUUGGACGUUUAAUGACACUGACAACCACGACUUUGUCAGCAUUCCCCUGGAUGGACCCUCUGCGCCGCUACAAAUCCCGAACUCGAACGCAUUCCUGGACCUGACGGGCAACUAUGCCGCCGAUCUCUUCGUCACCUCCCUUGACGAAAACGAUAUCACCAAGAGCCAGUUUGAGAUUUGGCAGUUGCUGGCCGGCGAACCGGAUGCAUGGAAGAUGCAACAGCCAUACAGUCCUCCUGAGCUACAAGGAAAGGCAGUUCAGUUGGGACAAUCGUCGUUUGCCGAUAUGAAUGCCGAUGGUAAAAUUGACCACGUACUCCCUGUGUGCUUGGAUAGUGAAUGCCGAAAAAGUCUCAUCUACAUGCGUGAUGGAGCGAGCGAUGAGUGGAUACUACUUCUGGAUAUGUCAGCAACGACAAAAGAGAAGUGGGGAUUUGUGCCGCCUAAGGAGAUGUCUAAAUGGGCGUACAUGCCCAUUACCGCCAGGCUAGGGGAUACUAACAUGGACUCCUAUCCUGAUAUCCUCUGCAUUCUGCGAUCAGGGAGCAAUGAAACGAGGCGCGUCGUCUUGCUUGAAAACAAGGACGGGAAGAGCCUGGAGCCAGUGUGGGACAGCAAAGCCCUCAAUGAAAUUGAGAAGCCAAUCCUUGCCACAUUCAUGGACUUAACGCACACGGGGAUAUUGGACAUUCUCGUAGUCAAUCAGAGUCAAUCAGACGUAGAGCCCCAGAUACAUGUCAUCAAGAACAACUUUGCCGUGGAUGCGUACUUCUUCAAAACCCACAUAUUGAGUGGUCUGUGCUUUAGUGACUGCGAUGGCAUUUCAACCAAGUAUUUUUUUCAGCCUUAUGGUGUGAACCAGCCCGGGCCAUUUAUACAUUACACGACAACCAGCUCAACUGGUGUACUGCAGCACGGUGCCGCUCCACAGCUCUACCAGUCAGCCUACUUCUCUCUGCAGCUGCCUUACGUCGUGUUAGGUCUGGGACAGAACCCUAACUAUGUUGACUAUCUGACAGUGAGUGCGCCGUCACCUACAAGGCCUAGAGAAGAGAACGCCAGGCAGCACACAUUCACAUCCAUUAUUCCCAACUCUGAAGUGAUAGUAAUACCGUUUCCUUUGGACACACCAGAAGAAUGGAAGAGUGUGUUGAUCAUCACGCCCGGUCGAUCGGUGUUAGUGACUGGUGGGGUGCUAGUGGGAACCUGUGUAUUCAUGGCACUAGUAGUCGGUAUUCUGCAACUCCUAGAAAAGAGAGAAGAUGACAGAGAAAAGAGACAGGAAUCUCAUCGAUUCCACUUCGACGCCAUGUGAUCAUUUGUCCUUUGUCUCAACCUGUCUUCAAUCUUCAUUUCCACUAACGUAUCGGGAUUCACCUGCUAAGGACAAGAUCGAGCACUUAGCAUUGCUAGCUGACGGACAUCACUCUGGAACGUAGGCUAGUCAAUGAUGGUUGGACCACUCGUGUCUCUAAAUCGGGCGGGCAAAUUCAUAGCGAAAACCGACGCCACAAAAUUGCCCAUUCGAAAGAAAAAAAAACUAAAUCAAAACCCUAACCUUGCUCAUCCAAGUCGCAAUAAAUUGCUUGCUGAGUUUUAGUUAGAUAUCUGUCACCGUAUUUUGUACAACUUUUCUUUGUUUCAAACCUUUUGUAACAAAUGUAAGUGUUUUUUUCUACAAUGUUUCGACCACCAUUUUGCAUUCCUUCACUCCACGUCUGUUGUCUGUAUACCAGCUUGUAAUGGUAACUCCAUGGUGUGAUAAGUUGUAAAAAAAUAUUUUGGUGUCUUCGUUUAACCGAUGCGGUGUUGUAUAUUGAUGCUAUUAUAAAUUAUUUAUUCGGAAUUGCUUUUUAAAAGUAUUUAUUUUGUUUGUUACAAACGUUACCGUCACCACAAAGAGACAACCUAUUACGUAGGCCUAUUUUAAUUUAAGUACCGUUCUUAAUAUUGUGGUUUGCGAUAUGUAUUCGUUUCAUGCGUUAUCUGUUGGAGUCAAGUGCUUGUGUUUUUGUUAAUAGAAGAAUGUAAGGAACAUUACGUAGGCAACUGAAACAUCUCAAUCAUGUAAUUAUGUCUUGUUGGACCUGUUUAUUUUAAUUAGGUGACGGUCAUGAACAAUGCGUUUUGAUUUUCGUUGUUUUCAAAAUGUCUGAACGAUUGUUGCCCAUUGCACAUUGCAAGUGGCUUAUUACACAUAGGGCCUAAUGCAGUGCGCAUGCGUGAAUGGUAUUUCACCUAAGUCCGUAACAAAAUUUGUUAAGAGUGAAAAAAAUGACAAACAACAAAGCACGUAUGUUAGAUACAGAAAAAAAAGAGGUUUUCUCGUGGAUUUCAACUUUAUCUGUCGCAAUGUCACUUUGUGGUGUCGGUGAAAAUGUACGUGCAAGAAAUCUUCAAACCUUGUUAUUGAGGCAAUAUGCUAGAAGUAGAAAAUAAUGAUAAGGGAAGUUAAACAAUUUUGUUUAAGGGGUAAUGACAAACUAGGUGGUUCUCGAAUAGUUUAAAUUAAUAUAUUGAAUGUUAUCAAGACGGCACGUUUUCAAAAUACGACGGUGUAUAGAAGUAAAUCUGCGUUACCAAACUGCAAUGUUAAUUUGAGAGAGGUUUCCAUAGUUCCAAGCCAUAGACCUUUUGCGUUGCGGGUGUCUCGGAGACUGUUCUUUGUUAUUUUGAUUGGGUAGCAAUAGAAUGUUCAAACAUUUACCUAUGCCUAUCCAGGCGAUAUAAAAGCAUUGGUCUCUGGCUCCGCCCUUAAUGCAUACGAUCUAUUGGCACAAGAUAUUUUGUCAAUUAUUCAACCAAAGUAACUCCAUUAAGUUUAUGCCUACAAGACUUGUUGCCUGAGACUCAAUUUUAAGAUAAAAAAGAGUCUUUUGGAGAAGGGAAUUUCUAGACAAUUGUAACCGAGGAGAAUGUACUAGCUGGUGUUGAAUAUUCGGGUAACGGGAGAUCAUGCGUAAAGUGUAUGAUUUGCUGGUAAAAGUUACUAGUACACUUAUCAAAAACAAACACCGCAAAAUUGGAUAACGUAUAGAUGUAGCGUAUUGGAAAUUUGUAUUUCCAUAACCAAGCUUAUAUAUUGUGUACAUUUUCGGGAAUGAGGUUGAAAUAAAAGCUUAUGAAAUAAAAAAUUAAAAAAAAUUAGUGAA